AUGGGAAACACCGUCGGUUCUGCGUCUUCUCCGGUCAAGCAGGAUGUGCCCGAGACGUGGUCGACGAGCCUUACGGAAGGUGAUACCGCGGCGCACAGUUUCGAGGUCACGGGCUUCUCGCUGCUCGACCGCAUUGGCGCCGGCAACUUCAUCUCGUCGAGCACGUUCUGCGUUGGCGGCUGCGAGUGGGACAUCACCUUCUACCCCGACGGUUUGAAGGAGGACGGAGGCGCCCACGCCUCCGCUUAUCUGCGUCUAUGCAAUGGAGAACUAGGGUUGCAGACCAACUACACUCUGAGUCUAUUGGGGAAGGAUGGCAAAGUGUUUGUGCAAGGGAGCAUAGAACAUACCUUCCAGUCCGCAGGUAUUUUUUGGGGCUUCGAGCACUUUGUCCAGAAGUCCAAGCUGCGACGGCUGCUAUCCGACAACGAGGACUGUGUAACGACAGGUGUGUUUUGA
This is a messenger RNA of Aegilops tauschii subsp. strangulata, 459 nucleotides long. Its product is annotated as BTB/POZ and MATH domain-containing protein 4-like. Gene Ontology annotation, biological process: protein ubiquitination. Lineage: Eukaryota; Viridiplantae; Streptophyta; Magnoliopsida; Poales; Poaceae. The record is from RefSeq and is a predicted model, not a curated record. Gene Ontology annotation, molecular function: protein binding.